UGUAUUACGGUAUUUCAGAAACUAUGGCGAACUAUAUUAUGUAAAUUUCACAUUUAUUGAGUCAUCAUUUAGUUUUGACUCGACGUGGGCUUCAAACAACUACAACUAAAAGAAACAGACUAACCAAUUAUGGAGGAUCCAGCUAAAUUGCAAGAUGUGCCUAAAGAUGAAGACAAUUUUACGACCUUGUUUGAGAACAGUGAUUCAAUUGAGCAGCUGCAGCAGAAGUUCGAGUUUCACGUCCUAGUGGAUGGUGAGGCUAGUUGCAUCGAGUGUAAUGAUGAAAGCGAGGGCUUAUUUCUGACAGAGGAGUCGCUCUUUGUACCCUACGAGAACAUCGUCUACUUCGAAAUACCCACUUACGAUACAGGAGAUGUGUUUGAGUUCGACUCCCAUUCAGUGUCCGACAACUACUCCCCUUCUCUGCUCUCAACUGCAAAUAGUAGCAACAGUAGCAGCACCACUUCAUUAGCACACAAACACCAACACCACAACUCUAAUCCGACUAAACUAACUGCAAACAGAAGGGAUAGAAAGAAUGAGUCGAAUGCUGCUGAAGCGAAAGAGUUGAUCGACAGAUCAGAAAAAGAACAGGUUCUAGAAUCUCCGAGAACAAUAGUCGCAGAUCCGAAUGAAGAAUGCACUAGUCUACAAGACCACGUGGAAGAAUAUGAAAUGGACGAGAGUGAGUCAUACCACGAAGUGUACGAGGGUCUCUUCAUCGGCUACAUCUCGUUUGUCCAAAUUGUCGAUUCGAAAGAAGAUCCAGGUGUGGAAGUGUCAUCCGUUCUACUUGAGUUCCAGUCACUAUCUGAGUUACAGACAUUCGACUGCUUCAUUCGGUCUCAACUCGAGAAACAGUCGUGGCGACCGAAGAAGGUGCUUUUAUUUCUGAACCCAGCCAGUGGUAGGGGCAAGGCAGUGUCCUGCUAUGAGGAGUCCAUUGCGAACACUCUGCGACUGGCGGGAGUUGUGGCUGACGUCAGAAUCACAGAUAAAGACGGCGCCAACAGUGUCAAAGGCAUCAUCUUCAGCACAAACUACAGUGUGUACGACGCCAUAGUCAUCGUGGGAGGAGAUGGAUCUUACAGGGACGCCAUUGCUGCCAUAUACGAGAAAAUGCACAAUCAGGGUAAAUUUGACUUGGACAAAGAUGGCGUACUGCCCCCAAUUGACAUCAACGUCGGCAUCAUCCCCUGUGGCAGUGGAAACGGGGUCGUCCACUACCUCACCCGCUCUUUCUCCCUCGACCACGCGGUGGCAGCCUUGGUCCUUGGCAAGACAACUCCGCUACCUGUGGUGUGUGUACGCAAUAGAGAUAAAGAGAGAAGCUUAGUGGGAUUGGCAAUUGUAUGUGUCAAUUAUGGAAUCACAUCAGACGCCAUUGUAGUCGCAAACCGGUGGAAAUUUUUGGGACCUGGUAAGUAUAUAAUAGGAGUAACCAGUGCAAUGCUCAAACACAAAUCAUUCAGGGCCAAUAUCAAAAUGCAACAGCUCCAGAAUACAUCGAAACACAACAGUCAAUCGAAUGCCGGAGAACGAAGCAUCGAAGGGGAGUUUAAAGACCUAAUGAUGUUAGUCAACGGGAUCUCAGACGCCGGCGAAGUCCCAAGGAAACCCAGAGCUAGCGGAGACGUUUUCGUGACGCCUGGAUGUACAAUAUUUCAGCAGACUGGAUUCCUAGUCAAUCUGGGCCUCUAUUCACAGAAAAUUUACAAUGACGAUACAGUUAAUUGUUAUAAAAGCAACAAAGUCCUGUUCGACUUGUUAGACGGAAACAAAGAACGAAGUGAAACUAAGUCUUUCAUCAACUUAGACGGAGAUAUUUACCCUUUGAAAGAAGACGCGUUUGAAAUAACAUAUUGCCCUAGUUUAGUGAAUGCUUACGCCCUCGGAUUUCAGGCUAGCUGACAAACUGAAACUUAAUUGAAUUAUAAUGAAAUGUUGUAGAUUUUUCAAUUUAAUUUAGAAAUUGUCAAAUUUUACUGUAAAUGAUGCAUAUGCGGUUUCAUUAAUUUUGAGCAUGAUCUAAGACUUCAAAUUAAUUUUUCCUGGAAUAAUUUUUUUUUAUUUUGCAAACUAAAACAGAAAACAUUAAAGCUAAUAAGUUUGAAGUCGCGCGUGCUUUGUUGGGGAAAAGUUCGUCUGUUAUCCAAGCUCAAUUGAGGUCUAUGUUGAUAAAAUCCCCUUUUUGGGUGCUUACCUGUAUUCAAUAAAUUUACAGGAAUUUGAAUCAAAUCAAAUUUUCUUAUGACCAUGUAAAUUGCUUUUGAUCAUUCUUUUAUUCAGUCAGAUCUUGAUGUUGAAAGAUUUGUAAGUGUCAAGAGCUAAACGUAAUUUUUAAUGCUCAUUUUGAAUUUAGCUUUGA
Molecule: messenger RNA, 2368 nt
Organism: Symsagittifera roscoffensis
Lineage: Eukaryota; Metazoa; Xenacoelomorpha; Acoela; Convolutidae
Exons: 11
Coding region: 130-1911 (593 amino acids)
Biological process (GO): sphingosine biosynthetic process; phosphorylation
Cellular component (GO): membrane; intracellular membrane-bounded organelle; cytoplasm
Source: RefSeq, a predicted model, not a curated record